This is a messenger RNA of Heterostelium album PN500, 7458 nucleotides long. RefSeq lists its product as uncharacterized. Gene Ontology annotation, cellular component: nucleus; cytosol. Bases 1 to 7458 code for a protein of 2485 amino acids. Lineage: Eukaryota; Evosea; Eumycetozoa; Acytosteliales; Acytosteliaceae. The transcript has 15 exons. Gene Ontology annotation, molecular function: cysteine-type endopeptidase activity; cysteine-type deubiquitinase activity. The record is from RefSeq and is a predicted model, not a curated record. Gene Ontology annotation, biological process: protein deubiquitination.
AUGGAUACAAAUACACCACCUUCAAUAAAAGUAUUUAAUAUAGAUAAUAAUGGUAAUAGUAAUAAUAACAUAAAUAGUAAUAGUAAUAAUAAUGAUAGUAGUAAUAGUAAUAGUAAUGAAUGUGUAGAUGUAUCUCCUGUGUUGUCAUCGUCUUCAUCAACAUCGUCAUUGAUGAAUGAGCUUCAUAUUAGUUCAGCUGUAAAUCUAUUACAAGAACAACAGCAUCAGCAACAACAACAGUUAACAUCAACUUCACCUACACCACCCUCAAUAUUAACACCACCAUUACCUUCAACGACAACGACAACAGAUACAAAUGCAUCAGUUGUAGCUACUUCCACACUUAGUGUUAAUACGAACAACAAUAACAAUAAUAGUAGUAGUAGUAAUUCAUCAUCUGCACCACCAUCACCAAAUAUAACAUCAACAUCAUCAUCGCUUCCAAUGGAUGGUAGCAAUGUAAAUAAUAAUAAUAAUAGUAAUAGUAAAACGAGCUCAUCACCAUCUACAACUACAGCAACAUCUUCAUCAUCUUCAUCAUCAUCAUCAUCAACAGGAUCAUUAGCAUCGAUUGACUAUGGUAGAUUCCUAAGAGAUAUAGAGUCAAUGGCAAUUAGAAACGAUAAUGCACCAUUGCGUGCCUUACAAACUUUGGUCGAGCAUCUGUCAGCGAUCAACACCAAUCACGUAUCCAUAGAGUCUUCUCAGCAAUUCUUAGUUUGGAUACCAAGAUAUAUAUAUGCUGCAUUCAAUUUAAAGAUAUUCACACCAGAACUCAAACAACAUUUCAAUCGAUUCAAAUGGAUCUACCGGAUCUCUGGAUUGGAUUUGCACGACUGUGUUUCUCGAUCACCUGAUGAGCAAGUCAUUCUCAGUGUUGAAACUAAAGUCGAUUCUCAAGAGUUUUAUCUAUUUGAAGGAUCGGCCAAGUACAUCAACAACGAGCAAUUGAAAGCAGCUGGAUUCAGUGGAUUCGGUGGAUUCCUAAAGAAUAAGCAGAAACCAAAGACAAAGGAUUCUUCUAGUUCGAAUGGUGGUGGAAGUGGCGGUAGUGGAGUUGGAAGUGGAUCGUCCAAUGGUGCAGCCAGUAGCAAUAUUAAUAAUCCAUAUAUAAACGGUGGUGGUGGAGUUGGUAAUGGAUCGUCCAAUUCCAAUGGUGGUAAUCACAGUUCCAAUAGUAGUGGAAGUGGUUCCAGCAGUAGCAGCAACAAUUCGAGCAAUGGAUCCAAUAGCAAUACAAGUGGAUCAAACAGUGGCAUUGGUAGUGGUUCAUCGAGUAACGGAAAUAACAGCGGUAACAGCAACAACAAUGGUCCUGCAAUCGAUCAACAAUUACUCUUGAAUUGGAUAUUGAAACAUGAGAUUGUCGAAACAUUCUGUAAGAUAUCCGAUCAACCCGACAUCAUUAGACAUGGUCUACCAGUAAUGAUCUUUCUCUGCCAAUUUGGUAAACUUGAAAAUCAUCAGUUAGAAUUACUUUGGAAUUCUUCAAUUGGUAAACAUGAAUCAGUUAGAAGUACAAUUUACAAUGCAUUGUUAGAGUUGUUUGGGUAUUUGCAUUUGGAACAGUUGGACUAUUUCUAUGAGUAUUUCAACAAAUCGAUUGUAGGAUUCAAGUCGGUAGAGUUUGACAAUGAUCUAUUGCAGUUUAUCUAUAAUCUAUCGAUGAUUGCUAUCCAACAUCCAGAGAAUGUAGGUUCCUCAAAGAAAUCGUAUGGUCUCGAUUUGUUUUGGAAGUUGUUACAGGAUCGCGACCAGAAUAUUACAUUUGGUCACGGUGACAAUGUUGCGCAAUCGCUGAUCAAUAGAUCCAAGACAUUCUUGGUGUCGCUGCUACGACUCCAAGAGUGUGCAGCACUGCGAAUGACUUAUAUUGAGCUGGCCAUUGAGAAUAUCAAGACAUUCCAGUCGGUCUAUCAGUCACUCUCACUGAUUGUCAACAUCGUCGAGUUGUUUGUCAAGAAACAACGUGCCACCAUAGAGUCGCUGGAAAACAAGUACAAGCUAUUCGACUUGUUCUUCAAGGAGAUUGCCAACUUUAAGAAAGUGAUUGCACAGCGUUCAUCGACACUGUCGUUCUCCUCGUUGGAAGGCGUCAACUAUAACAUCCUCUAUGGUAGUUUCCAGCAUCUACCUCAGAUUCAAGCGAGAUUCGAAUUUCUCGAGUACAUACUCUCACAGUCGUCGAUCAUGUUGAACAUUGCACAGCUCGAUAUCCUCUGGGAAGCGUUUGUCACCGGUGCUAUCACUCCCGAGGAGAAAGAAGCAUGCUUCAUCUGGUUGAAGAAUACAAAGAUACAGGGAAAGGAGAGAAUUGCAUUCCCCGAGCAGGUCGUUCGUUACCUCUUCUUGGACAAGAUGGCCAAUCUCGAUUGGUCGAUAAUGGGACUGAGUUCGUACUCGGUGUUUGAACGUUAUUUCCUCUAUGUGAAUGAGCGAUCCGGUAAGAUAAAGAAGAUUGCCAAUUCCAUUUUCACAGGUGAUCUGUUCUCCAAUCAGCUGGGUUUGCCAAGUAAUAAACCGAAAGCACUACAACUACAAGGACAACAGCAAUCGACAAACUCAAAUCAGCUGCAACCAGGACAACAAGGACAGCAAUCUUCAUCACAAUCGAUGCAACCUCCACACUCACCUUCACUCUCACCCACUACUUCACCUUCGUUCCACUCUGCCAAUGGAUAUCCCUACCAGAACUGUGGCGACAGCACUCAGCCAUCGGACUACUACUUGGUUUCACUGGAUCUUCUGGGAAUCCAACAGCUCUGGUCGGCAGCACUGGGAUCACUCAAUCUCGAUGUAAGUGACCAGGCUAUCAACACUCUGAAUACACUGUAUCAAAGUGGCAACGACAAGGGAAGCAGCAAGUUCAAGGAUGAAUACCUUCGUGUCUGUAUGGAUCACAUUGUAAAGUCACUGAACGCCAAGAACAACCAACAAACAGUAUCACACACCUCUAUCAACCGUAUUUGUCGUGCACUCUUUAUGAUAAAGACAUUUGCAAACACAGAGAGUAACAAACAAUCGAAAGACGAUGCCGCUGCCAAGCUAUCGAAUUGCACACCUGCCAACGCCGACAAGCAAUAUCCAUAUCUUGUCAAGUUGGAUCGUGGUGAUUCCUAUGCCAUCACCGACAUCACCGGUACCGACACACUGAGAAUGUUCAAACGAAAGGUUGCAGCGAUCUACGGUAAUCCCAGACCCGCCGUAAGAUCACUCAGAAUAUUUUUGGGUGACAAAGAGUUGAAAGACGAUGAUAAAUGUAUGGAUGAACUAAAGAUAUUCGAUUCCAAUGGUGCUCAACAAUAUACAUUAUUAGUUAAAAGAAAUAGUUCAUCAAAUAUUAGCAGCAACAAUAAUAAUAGUAAUACAACUACCACCACUACUACCAACAAUAGUAAUAACAAUGGAAAAGAGGAUACCAACAACAAGAAAGAUAAAAAAUCAAAGAAAGACAAGAGUGACAAAGGAAAGUCAGGUGAUUCAUCAAAAGACAGUGAGUAUGUUGAUGAUGAUGACGAUGACUAUGUAGAGGUACUCGAUGAUACUCCAAUUGUUUCGAUGGUAUUGGAAUCUAUUCAACACCAACUCGGUGGACUUGGUCUUACUGGUGAUCUUCAACUUCGAAAGGUACAAGAAACCAAAUCAAAGGUGGUUGCCGGUCGUGGUAAAAUCGAGAACUCUCUUGCUAUUCUCAUUUCGAAACCACAGUAUUUCGAUCAAAUAUUCAACCUAUUGGAUUUCGACAAUGAGAUUGCAGAGGGUGCUUGGAAUGUAGUAUCAGAACUUCCAAUGAAUACCAAAGUUGUAAAUGAAAUUAAAAAUUUCAAAGAAACUUUAAUUCCAAAUAAUUCAAUUUAUAAAUCUAUUUAUUAUUUGAAAGCAUUGGAUUCAAUAUUAGAUGGUUCAUUUGAAAGUGGUCAAUCAAAUGCAAACGGUACUUCAAAUAAAUCACCAACCGGAUCCGAUCCAAAUGGUGUGCUUGAAGAGCUAAAGAAUAAUUUCAUUAAAAAAGGUGCAGUUAUCUACUUGACUCAGAUGCUCAAGGAUAUAACUAUCGUUCCAGAUCGUGGUCAUUUGAAACUAUUCAAUUUGUUAUUAAAGAAUCUAUUUACAUUGUCAUUAAUUAAUACAAAUGAAUUAUCAUUGGUACCAAUGUAUAUUUUCAAGAGAGAAGCUGUUCCAAUGUUUGAAUCUCCACAGUUCAUUACGAAAUUGUUUCAAUUGCUAUCGUCGGCUGCAGAUUUACAGGUGUUGUUGAAUGGCAAUGCAAACGAGUCGACUUUCAAUGAUUUUAAUUCGAUGUAUUACUAUGCGGAACAAUUCUUUUGUCUACUCUCUGAACUCGUCAAUAUCGGUUAUCCAACAAGUAACUCACCUGCACCGUCACCCAAGCAGAAUCAUGAGAAUAUAUUGUUGGACGACAAAGGACAACUUCAAAUUGUUAGCGGUCAACAGAAGAAUCAACAACAACAACAACAACAGCAACAAAAUCAACAACUACAUCCCAAUGACAAUCUAGAGUCACAAGACUUUGUAAAGACGUUGUUGAGCAAUUUGAUAAAGGAAUUAAUGAAUAUGCCUAUCAGGGAGAUCAGCAGUAAUCAAACAAAGGAUCAUAUAUUGGUUGGUAUUUUGAAUAUCAUUCGUAAUCUAUGUCUUUUCAAAACGCCAACUGCCAACGACCAUGGCUUGGAGUUACCACCUCUCUGCAAGACCAAAGAGUCACGACUCUCUUGUUAUCGUCUGAUGAAAGAGUUUGCCAAGAACGAUCACAACAAUUUCUUCUUGAUCGAGCGAUUGAUCAAUGAGGAAAUGGACAGAGUCGAUCCAACGUCCGAUUGGAACUACUCACCGAUCGAUCGUGAGAAAUCAAUCUACAACUAUGUUGGACUAAAGAACCAGGGUACAACAUGUUAUAUGAAUUCACUCCUACAGCAACUCUAUCAUUCAACAUCACUCAAAUAUAGUUUACUAAAUAUUAAAGUACCAACAUUCAAUGAAUUAAUACUUAGAAUUCAACAACAGCAACAGCAACAAUCUACAGAAGGAUCUUCACCACAACCACAACAACAACAACAAACAUCAUCACCACCUCAACAAAAUUCACCAAGUCAAUCAGUACAUCCUCCACAUGUCCAACCAUCACCAGAACAAAUUCAACAAACCAAUUUGUUGAAUCAGGUUCAAUAUCUAUUUAUCUAUCUACAAGAGAGUUCAAAGAGAUAUUAUGAUUCCAUUAAUUUCUGUAAAUCGAUUACCAACUACGAUGGUUCACCUAUAAAUCUUGGUGUACAGAUGGAUGCCUACGAAUUCUUCCAUCUUUUCCUCGACAAAAUGGAAGUGGCACUCAAGAACAUCUCACCGGAACACAAAGGUAUAUUGAAUGAGGCGUUUGGUGGUGUCUUCACCAACCAGUUCAUUCCAAGAGAGUGUUCACAUAGAUCACAUUGUGAAGAGCCGUUCUUUUCGAUCUCUCUGGAAGUGAAAAACAAACGGUCUGUUUUGGAAUCUCUAGACCUCUUUGUACAAGAGGAAAGUCUAAAAGAUUACAAAUGUGAUUCGUGUAACUCAAAGAUUGAAAUCUCCAAACGUUGUCUCAUCGAUAAACUACCAAAUACACUUAUCCUACAUUUAAAGAGAUUUGAAUUCGAUUUGGAAAAUAUGAGAAAUAUUAAAUUGAAUGACUAUUGUGAGUUCCCACAACAAAUUAAUAUGGCACCGUAUACAAAGGAAUCGGUUGAACAAUCUAGUGAUGGUGGACCUGCUAAUGGUGUGACAAAGAAAUCAUCGGUUAUCAAUCAUCUCUACGAGUUGAAUGGUAUUGUUUUGCAUCAGGGUACCGCUGAUUCCGGUCAUUAUAUCACAUUGGUGAAGGAUGCCACCGGAAAUUGGUUCGAGUUGAACGAUACAUUCGUUCUGCCGUAUGACUUCCGUCGGUUGGAACAAGAUUGCUUCGGUGGUUUCGAUGAUGUCAAAGAGUUUGACAAGGUACAACAGAAACAAGUGAUGGUGCGUAGACCCAAGACUGGCAAUGCAUAUAUGUUGUUCUACAAGCGAUCCGAUAACUCGAAUGACCAUCAUUCCCAAUGCAAACCGAUCGCUCCAGCCGCCAAAGAAGCAAAGAUACCAAAAGAAGUACUUGAAACCGUGUGGAACGAGAAUAGAUCAUUCCUCUUGGAGAAAUAUCUAUUCGAUAGUGACUUUAGUACUUUCAUAUGGGAUAUCGUUAAUUUGAAUCACGAUCCAACAUUCGAUCCAGUUAUUCCAACCAAAUCGACAACCGUACAUUCAUCUGCUAAUCAAUUGACUAUAUUGUCAAGUAUUAAAUUAACAACUAGAUAUAUUAUCGAUAUCUAUUCACAUUCCAAAGAAAGAAAUCUGUUGGAUGUGUGGGCUUAUCAUUUGAAGCGUUUGAUGAGGGAGAGUAUUCAAGGUGCCGAGUGGUUCAUUCGUUACUUAAUCGAUAAGAAUCUUUUGAAAGGAUUACUUCUUGGUUGUUUCUUUGAAAAGACAAGACAAACCUUUGUAGAUAUAAUAACAUUUGCCAUUUUAUUAAGAAAGAAUACUUUGGCAGAACAGCAGCAACAACAACAAUCUACAACACCUCCCAAAGAUAUGAUGUCCACUACAAUGGUUAGUUUCUAUAAUACUCUUAUAUCGUUGACCAAGAGUAUUCGUGACUAUCCGAAACGAACUAUUCAACAGCUGUUCUCUCUCCUGUUGAAUGUCAUCACUAUCAACGAAAAGGAGAAAGAAUAUAUCCUACAGCGUGGUACCUACAUGCCAAAUUCUAUUGGUGGUUCCACCGGUAUUAUUAGUAACUCUUCUAAUUACCAACCGGCAAUGUAUGGACAAUCAAGUGGCACUUCUUCGCACUUGGGAGGACACCCGAGUGCACCGUCAUUCCACAAUGCAAUCUAUGAGAACUUGGAGACACCUCAGUCCAAUACAACCUACCGUAUUCAACCGCCAGCUGGUUCACCUCGCCAUUCACUUGUACUCUCUGAAACCACUUUGGUUGCAAUUCUCUCCAAGAGUUUCCUACUAAAGUUGAUAAAAGAAAAUGGUUGGUGUGAGAGUGUCCGACAACUCAUAGGUCAUCUCUCAUGGAACAAUCGAUCGAUUUCCACACACUUUUUCAAUAUCAUCAAAGAAAUACUGCUUAAAUCCAGUCCUAACAUCUAUCAAUAUGUAUAUCCAUCGCUGACCAGUCUACUGGAGAUCAAAGAUCCACAAACAGAGUGGAGAAUCGAUACAAUAAUGCAAUCAUUACUUAAACUUCCUGAAAGCAUGAUUUACAGUCCAGAAGGUCAUGAUCACUUUGUAAGAUAUCUUUCCUCAAUUGCAGUGUCUAAUCCUAAACAGCCAAGUUUAAUUGUGUCUGAAGAAUUCAAUGCUUGGCGAAUCAAACACAAAGAUGCAAUAUCGAAACUCAUUAAAGAUGGCUAUUAUAAAUAG